Messenger RNA from Anarrhichthys ocellatus (wolf-eel), 4565 nucleotides. It is a transcript of the gene slc8a1a, whose product is annotated as solute carrier family 8 member 1a. The record is from RefSeq and is a predicted model, not a curated record. The transcript has 10 exons. NCBI's taxonomy places the organism in Eukaryota, Metazoa, Chordata, Actinopteri, Perciformes, Anarhichadidae. Gene Ontology annotation, biological process: sodium ion transmembrane transport; cell communication; calcium ion import across plasma membrane. Gene Ontology annotation, molecular function: calcium:sodium antiporter activity. Gene Ontology annotation, cellular component: sarcolemma; axon; postsynapse. The coding region runs from base 22 to 3036 and encodes 1004 amino acids.
AUAAGCAGCUCACAGGCAGCUAUGCCUCCAUGUUUAGAGCAAUGUCUGUUUCUGUUAAAUUUAGAGCAGUUAUCGGAUGCAGCUCUCCCUCCUCAACACUCUCUCUGCUGCUGCUGCUGCAUCAGGACCAGAGGUUUAAGCUCAACGGUCACCAUGAGCCGAUCCGGGACCUCGUCACGGUUCUCCACGUAUCAGCUGCUUUUCCUGUCGAUCAUCAUCUCAUCUGAACUUCCAGAUUCUGUGGCCGGAGGCUCCGCUCUGACCCUCACGUCCAACGACACGCUCAGCAACCACACCACCAAAUGUGGAGGAGGCAGCGUCUGCGUUGAAGGCGUCAUCCUGCCUGUGUGGAAGCCAGAAAACCCGGCCUUCACCGACCGCCUCGCCAGGGCCACUGUCUACUUUGUGGGGUUGGCAUACAUGUUCUUGGGCGUCUCCAUCAUCGCUGACCGCUUUAUGGCGUCCAUCGAGGUCAUCACCUCCCAGGAGAGACAGAUCACCAUCAAGAAGCCCAACGGUGAGAAGAUCACCACGACGGUGCGCAUCUGGAACGAGACGGUGUCCAACCUGACCCUGAUGGCGCUGGGUUCCUCCGCCCCAGAAAUCCUCCUGUCGGUCGUGGAGGUUUGUGGUCACAACUUUAACGCCGGCCAGCUGGGCCCCAACACCAUCGUAGGAAGUGCCGCCUUCAACAUGUUUGUCAUCAUUGGCCUUUGUGUGUCCGUCAUUCCUGAAGGAGAAACCAGAAAGGUGAAGCACCUCAGGGUGUUCUUCGUCACCGCCACCUGGAGCGUCUUUGCAUACAUCUGGCUUUACCUGAUCCUGGCCGUCUUUUCUCCAGGCGUUGUUGAGAUAUGGGAGGGUCUGGUCACGCUCUUCUUCUUCCCCAUUUGUGUUGGAUUCGCUUACGUGGCCGACCGCAGACUCCUUUUCUACAAAUACAUGCACAAACGAUACAGAGCAGGGAAGCACAAAGGAAUGAUCAUCGAAACAGAGGGAGAACCAGAGCUUCCCUCAAAGGUCGACAUCGAAAUGGACGGGAAAAUGCUGAAUUCCGACGGACGGGACACAGGGUUUGAUUUUAAGGAGCUGGAUGAGGAAGAGGCCCGCAGAGAGGUGGCCAGGAUCCUGAAGGAGCUGAAACAGAAACAUCCCGAGAAGGAGAUGGAGCAGUUGAUGGAGCUCGCCAAUUAUCAAGUUUUAAGCCAGCAGCAGAAGAGUCGGGCUUUCUACCGCUGUCAGGCCACUAGGAUCAUGACGGGAGCAGGAAAUAUCCUGAAGAAGCAUGCCGCCGACCAAGCCAAGAGAGCCACCCAGCACGACAUCUGCUCCGAGGUUUCAGCGAACGACUUUUCCUCUAAGGUGUUCUUCGACCCCGGUACCUACCAGUGUCUGGAGAACUGCGGCACUGUAGCCCUGAACGUUGUGCGCCAUGGUGGAGACCUAACGAGCACAGUCUCCGUGGAUUACCGGACUGAAGACGGCACCGCAAACGCCGGCUCAGAUUACCAGUUCACUGAAGGAACUAUCGUGUUCAAACCAGGCGAGACCGAAAAGCAACUCCGCAUUGACAUAAUUGACGAUGAUAUCUUUGAGGAAGAUGAGCAUUUCCUGGUUCACCUCAGCAAUGUGAAGGUCAUAUCAGAGGGCGCCGGCUCAGACGAGCGCGAGGCAAACCACGUGGACGCCCUCGCAAGUUUGGGUCUGCCGUGCUCGGCCACCGUCACCAUCUUUGAUGACGACCACGCAGGGAUCUUUACGUUUGAGGAGCCGGCGGUGACCGUGAGCGAGAGCGUCGGGAUGAUAGAGGUGAAGGUGAUCCGGACCUCGGGAGCUCGCGGCGUCGUGAUGGUGCCGUACAAAACCAUGGAGGGGACGGCUAAAGGAGGCGGCGAGGACUUUGAGGACACACAUGGAGUUCUGGAGUUCGAGAACGAUGAGAUCUUCAAAACUAUUCAGAUCAAUAUAAUUGAUGAUGAAGAAUAUGAGAAAAACAAGAACUUCUUCCUAGAGAUCGGAGAGCCUCAGCUGCUGGAGAUGAGUGAGAGGAAAGCUGUGCUGCUUCAGGAAGUCGGUGGAUUCGUCAAAACAGGCAGAGACGUCUACAGGAAGGUCCAGGGACGAGACCACCCCGUCCCCUCCACCAUUAUCAACAUCGCAGAUGAGGGGGGUGAGGAGGUUUUCACCAAGAAGGAGGAGGAGGAGAGGAGGAUUGCAGAGAUGGGUCGGCCGAUGCUGGGCGAGCACAUCAAACUGGAGGUCGUCAUAGAGGAGUCGUACGAGUUCAAGAGCACCGUGGAUAAACUCCUUAAGAAGACCAACCUGGCCCUGGUGAUCGGGACGAACAGCUGGAGAGAGCAGUUUGUGGAGGCCAUCACAGUCAGCUCUGGUGAUGAUGAUGAUGAAUGCGGCGAGGAGAAGCUGCCCUCCUGUUUUGACUACGUCAUGCACUUCCUCACCGUCUUCUGGAAGAUUCUGUUUGCCUUAGUUCCUCCCACCGACUAUUUCAACGGCUGGGCCUGCUUCGUCGUCUCCAUCUCCGUCAUCGGCAUUCUGACGGCAUUCAUCGGUGACCUGGCGUCGCAUUUCGGCUGCACCGUCGGCCUCAAAGACUCCGUCACUGCUGUGGUGUUCGUAGCUUUGGGCACAUCUGUACCAGACACCUUUGCCAGUAAGGUGUCAGCCACCCAGGACCAAUACGCCGACGCCUCAAUCGGUAACGUGACAGGAAGUAACGCUGUCAACGUCUUCCUGGGUAUUGGCGUGGCCUGGUCCAUCGCUGCCGUCUACCACUACUCCAAGGGUGAGGAGUUCAAGGUUGACCCGGGCACGCUUGCCUUCUCCGUCACACUCUUCACCAUCUUUGCCUUCAUCUGUAUCGCCGUACUCAUCUACCGCCGCCGGCCCGAGAUCGGUGGGGAGCUCGGCGGACCCAGAGUCCCCAAGGUCCUCACCACCUGCCUGUUCUUCAGCCUGUGGUUAAUGUACAUUGUCUUCUCCUCGUUGGAGGCCUACUGCCACGUAAAAGGCUUCUGAAAGUUCUGCUUCUGACGGGUCCCCAAAGGUUCUGACAGGUUCUUGAUGAACAGUUCUGAGGGAUUUCUAAAGGUUCCAACAAGGUUCCUUUGAUUUGUGUUAUUGGUCUAAAGGUGUGGAAGAUAUCUAAAGGUUGUAACAGCUUCCUGAGAGUUGAUGCAUUCCUAAAGCUUCUGAAGUAAAUGUUCUGACAGGCUUCUGGAAACCUGGAUGAACUCAUAAUGGUUCCAACAGGUUUUCUGAGGUUUCUAAAUGCUAAAAAUGUAAUUCUUCUGGACUCUUUAUAUUUCAUUUUCUUUAAACGUCUAAUAGAUUCAAAACAACUUUGAUGGCUUUCUACAGAUCCUGACGCAUUCCUUAAAGUUCCUAUAGGUUCCUGCAUAAUGUCACAGGUUCCUGUCCUUUUCCUAAGGGUUUGAAUAAACCUUUAAAGGUUCUGCUGGGUUCUGUCCAGUUUCUAUAGUUUCUGUUGUUUGUCUAAGGGUUUAGAUAGACGUCUUAAUGUUGUAACAGGUUCCUGACAGUUGAUGGAUUCCUAAAGGUCCCAGUAGGUUCCUGCAUAUUGUAACAAGCUCCAGGUAUUUGUUCAAAGUGUCUGAAUAAACCUCUGGAUUCUGCUGGGUUCCUGAAGGUUCCUAUAAUAUUAUUUAUUUGUUAAAACAACAUUUGGAUAUAAUUCUAGAUCUUGUAGCAGGUUCCUGACAGUAGAUUGGUCUCUGAGGGCUCUGCAGGAUAUUUAACAGUCUAACAGUUGUCUGGGUAUUCUGAAAGGUUUCUGAACUCGUCUUGUUUGAACUCAUAAUAGCUGUUUUGAUGAUCUGACAGGUCUUUUUGGUCAUGUUGACAAAUCUCUAAUAUAUUAACUGUAGAGUUCUCUAAAGGUCUAACAGACUAAAAACAUCUUUGAUGGGGUUCCAAAGCUCCCACUAAAGGUGCCUGACAGAUUCUGUGUGUUCUUGAAUAAUUCAUUUCUAAAGGUUGUUGUGGAACCCUGAAACUUCUCUUUGACGUUCUCCGGUGUCUCUUAUUGGACUGUUAUCCGGCUGCUGAGUGCUGGUAACCUCCAACAAUGGACCGUCUUCAUCCUCACGUACCUCCCAAACAUGUAUCAUACAUUCUUCAUCUGUACCUUUGAGCAGUUUAGAACAUAGAACAUCUACAUUUUGUUGUUGAAGGACGUUGAACCGCCGACAUAAUGAAAGAAGACUUCUAACUAAAACCUGAAAGACUUUUGAUGUUAACGGCGACAGGAGCGGCAGUGUUGCACCUCAAUGAAUAUCUGCACAAAAUGUUUGAGAAAACAUAAUUGUGUAUGUUUGUGUGUGAGUGUUUGUGAGUGCAUACGUAACCUCAAAGAACACGAAGAAGAAGAGACAGCCCUAGUGAUGUUCUGUGAUGUGAUUGGCUGUUUGGAAACAGCGGCUGCCUAUUGGAUGAUGUAAACAUGAGGGCUGCUGCAUCUUCUCUGACAACAGAAUACUUUGUCCUUUCUUCAGAUAUUAAAGUAUAGUGUUGUCUUUCCUCUUGAA